This is a messenger RNA of Toxorhynchites rutilus septentrionalis, 2169 nucleotides long. RefSeq lists its product as uncharacterized. Lineage: Eukaryota; Metazoa; Arthropoda; Insecta; Diptera; Culicidae. Gene Ontology annotation, molecular function: nucleic acid binding. The transcript has a single exon. The record is from RefSeq and is a predicted model, not a curated record. The coding region runs from base 1 to 2169 and encodes 722 amino acids. Gene Ontology annotation, biological process: DNA integration.
AUGAGCAAGUACGAUUAUAUUCAGAAUUUUCCCGAUUUGCGUCUUCGGAAGUGUGAGGUUAAGUUGAAAGUGAUUUCGGGGAGUUUACUUAAGAUCGCAGGAUCGAUCCAAGUGGAGGUUAGGUGCGAUGAUGAUCGAUUAUUCGUUUUACCGUUGAUCAUAGUUGAUAGUGAUAGAUUUUGUCCACUCAUGGGUCGGGAUUGGUUGGACGUAUUGUAUCCUGAUUGGCGAGGUUAUUUCGUUCACGAAUUGUGUGAAAGUACAGGUAUGAAUGUGUCGGUGAGUGACCAGAUGUGUGAUCGAGAAAGAAAUAAGAUACUUUUUGCGUUAAAUACCAAGUACCGUGAGUUAUUCGCAGAAAAUCUGCAGCAUCCAAUGGAAGGUUUUGAAGCUAAUAUUGUUGUGAGAGACCAUGCGUCUCCAGUGUUUUACAAGCCGUAUGAUGUGCCGUUUUCACUCAGAGAGAAGGUCUCAGAGGAGUUAGGUAGGUUGGUGAGAGAAGAUGUUCUUAGAUCUGUUCAACACAGCGAUUGGGCAUCACCAAUCGUAGUGGUUCCUAAGGCAGACGGUAGCGUGAGAAUCUGUAUGGAUUGUAAGGUGACAGUGAACAAAGUCAUUUGCAAUGAGCAUUAUCCGUUACCGAAUAUUAACGAUGUGUUCGCCAAUAUGAGUGGAUAUAAGUAUUUCGCUAAGUUGGAUCUACAGGGUGCGUAUAUUCAGAUUAAGGUUACAGAAAAGUCGCAAAAAUUUUUAGUUGUGAACACUCACAAAGGUCUGUAUGCGUUUACUAGAUUACCUUUUGGAAUCUCGAGUGCAGCAUCCACUUUCCAAAGGAUUAUGGAUGGAAUCUUAACCGGAAUAGAGGGAGUUCAGAGUUAUCUGGACGAUAUUAUGAUAGGGAGCGAUACUAUUGAGGGUUUGAUUGCUACAACAUACGAAGUACUUGAUCAAUUGAAAAAGCACAAAGUCAAGGUCAACUUGAGCAAGAGUGAAUUUCUAGUGAGAGAAAUUCAGUAUCUAGGACACAAGGUGUCAGAGAGGGGUCUCAGUCCGUCGGAUGAGAAAGUUAAAGCGAUCAAGGAAGCUCCACGUCCAAGGGAUGUCUCCCAGUUGAAAUCGUUCUUAGGAAUGAUUAAUUAUUAUUCGAAGUUUGUUCCGAAUCUGUCGAUGAAGCUCAGUCCACUUUAUGCGCUGCUGAAGAAAAACGUUCGUUUUGAAUGGAAUGACCAAUGUGAGAAAGUUUUCAGUGAGUGUAAGAAGCUUUUGCUUAGCCACAAGCUGUUGGCGUUGUAUAAUCCCGAGCUACCCAUCGUGAUCAUCUGUGAUGCGAGUUCUAAUGGGGUUGGAGCAGUGUUGUGCCACAAAUUAGGAGGGAUAGAGAAGCCUGUAUUUUAUGUGUCAAGUACUCUUUCAGUGUCGGAAAAAAAUUAUCCGAAUCUUCAUCGAGAGGCACUCGCGGUAGUAUUUGGUUUAACGAAGUUUUUCAAAUACAUUUACGAGAAAAGUUUUACAGUUGUAACAGAUAAUAAGCCAUCGGCGAGUAUUUUCGAUUUCAAGAAAGGUAUUCCAUCGUUAACCGUCACUAGAUUGCAAAAAUAUGUCCACAUGUCGAUUUUCGAUUUCGACGUGCUGAAUUCAAUAUUCAGAAUUUUCGGAAUUUGUGGUACCAUAGUCAGUGAUAAUGGACUUCCAUUUACUAGUAAUGCCUUCUCGGAGUACGCUAAAUCAAUGAGGAUAGAGUUAAUGAAAAGUCCAGCUUAUUCACCUGAAAGCAAUGGACUUGCUGAGAGAGCGGUGCAGACAGCAAAAAAGGGGAUUAAGAAGCUUCUUGUCGAUCCGAAAUUUAAUCACAAAAAGUUAGCGGAAAUUGUUGAAAUAUUUCUAUUUAGCUACCGUAACAGUUACAGUCAGGCCAUAGAUUGUACGCCUGCUAGUAAGGUCUUUUCGUUCAUUCCAAAAACGGAUCUCGAGUCAAAUUUGAAACCGAAUGUUGAAACAAUAAAGAAGAAAGUUAGUUUUAAGGAAGAUGUUAAUAGAAAGAAAAAUCAUGCAAAAAUUGAAUCAAAAUUUAAAGUAGGUGAUCUGGUGUGGUAUAAAAUUGAGAUUAGAAGUACCAGAUCAUGGCUCGAAACAAAGAUUGUUGGAGUCAAUAGUACUAACACGUUUUAA